This is a messenger RNA of Uloborus diversus, 2616 nucleotides long. Its product is annotated as DENN domain-containing protein 1A-like. Gene Ontology annotation, biological process: endocytosis; endocytic recycling. NCBI's taxonomy places the organism in Eukaryota, Metazoa, Arthropoda, Arachnida, Araneae, Uloboridae. Gene Ontology annotation, cellular component: intracellular membrane-bounded organelle; cytosol. The transcript has 21 exons. Gene Ontology annotation, molecular function: phosphatidylinositol phosphate binding; guanyl-nucleotide exchange factor activity. The record is from RefSeq and is a predicted model, not a curated record. Bases 199 to 2616 code for a protein of 805 amino acids.
UUCCGCUUCACAUGUCACUAAUUUCCGUACUGCCGCUUUGUGAAUGCCUCUAAUAAAUAAUAGCACAGUUUUACAGCUUCUUUAAUGUUCACUUUCUUUUAUAUGUCAUGCUGCCUUCAUGUGCUGUUGUCAUUCUGAAAUUUGUUUACAUAUAUCCUCAAUUUCUCUUGGAUACUUAACGUGACCGAGAACAAUACAAUGGGUACCAGGAUAAGGAAGAAUCCAGUGCAUGCAUUUGAACUAUUCUGUGAAAUAGGCAUUCCGUCCGACACUAGUGCAAAUCCAUGGAUUAGUUGGAUGUUUCCUUACAAUUUUAAAAAAGAGGAGAUAUUGAAAUCUGUUCCUGGAUUUGCAUAUCCUUGUGAGUUCAGCAACAAUGCUGUGCAGCAUUUUUCGUUUGUCUUGACAAAUAUCGAUAGUCAGUGGACAUUUGGAUUCUGCAGGCAUGCCUCUCAUUCUUCUACCUGUUAUGUUUUUCUCAGUUACCUACCUUGGCAUGAAGUCUUUUACAAAGCCUUGAAUCAUGUUGCUGAAUUAUCCAGUAAAGAAAAGGCUGAAAAUUCCAAAGAUAUGCAGCUAUUUUUACAAAAUUUUUAUGAAGCAGAAGUUCCUGAACCUGGUUUAGAACUUCAUGUUUUAUCUCGAAAAAAUGAAGACUUUGUUGCCAUGUGUCCUGAUUCUGAAAAAUUACCAAGCAUUCCCGAAAAUAGAAAUAUGACAGAGUAUUUUAGUGCUAUUGAUGCCCAUAAUAUGAUGACUAUAUUUGCAAGCAUGUUACAUGAAAGAAGAAUAUUAAUUACAUCAAAGAAACUUAGCAGAUUGAGUGCUUGUGUUCAAGCUGCAAACGCUUUGAUCUAUCCAAUGCACUGGCAGCACAUAUUCAUUCCGGUUUUACCAAAGCAUUUAACAGAUUAUUUAAGUGCUCCUAUGCCAUUUUUGAUUGGAAUUCCUUCUACUACCCUUGCAAGAAUGAAAUCUGCUGACAUGGGGGAAAUUGUCUUUCUUGAUGCAGAUGAAAAUAAGAUAGAAACUCCUUUUGCUGAUUUAGAUGCUCUACCAUCAGAAAUUCUUCAGUCUCUAAGGCAUGAUCUGAAACAUCCUCAUGAAAAGCUGGGAGAUGCAGUGGCAAGAGCUUUCUUGAGAGCAUUGGUGAAGCUGAUUGGCGGAUACUGGAACGCCCUCAAACUGAAACAUGGGGAGCGGAUAACCUUCAGCCCUGAAAUGUUUGUACAGACAAGGCCUUCUGCAAUGCAGCCGUUUCUUCAGAAAAUGUUGGAGCUACAAAUUUUUCAGCAGUUUAUUGAAUCAAGGUUGAAGAACCUUAAUAGUGGUAGAGGAGUGAAUGAUGAGUUUGAGUUUGAGCUUGCUGCACAUGAAGACAAAGCCAGUUUCCGUUUGAGAAACCAAUAUAGGGAAUGGGUUUCCAACAUGAAAAAAGAAGGUGGUGCUUUUUUGAAGAAUGUUAGAACAAAGGUAAAAGAUACUGGCAAAAAAGCUUACAAGGACAUUAGAUCUCGUAUAAAUAAUCACAAGGUUAUGGUAGAUAUUGCUCCUGAUGUUCCUAAACGUCAUGAUAGUGUACCAACUAUUUUAAAUGGCUUGGAAAACCACAGGAUAAAUCAUGUUAUGAAACACGAUUUAUAUUCUACUCUUUUUGAGACCGAGGAUUUGUCUUCAAAACAAAAAGAACCAAAAUGCAGCGUUACAGAUAGUCCCCAGUUAACAUUCCAGCCAAUUGAUAUGGACCUAAUGGGAGAUCUUCAUGAGCUUAUAUUUCGACGUUGUUCCCUAUGCAGUGACUCGUUUCAGAAACGGACAAGUAUAUCUGAUCCACAGCUUAUUAAUUUGGCUCUUGCUUCAGAUGCGACACCUUGCAGCCCUGAUUGCGUAGCUACUCACCUAAAGCAAGCUUUGAACAUUCCUGAAAAAGCUCCAGAUCCUACUCCCCCUCCUCCUUUACUUCCACGACCUCCGCAGCUAAAAGGGAAGGUCGGCAUUCGCACAUCCAGUGUUUCUUCCGAACCGCCAGAAAGUCUUCCAAAACUUCUUAUCGAACUAGAUUCUGACGUUUCGUGCACUUCACAUACGACGGAUGAUCUAUUCUCCUUUGAAGUAUGUAGCAGUCCUCCCAAAUUGCCCGAAAGGAAUAAUUUUUUAUCAUCGCAUGAUCAGCCUUUAAGCAAUAGGAACUUCCUGAACACGAAUCCGUUCUAUCAAAAUGUGUCUUCAAGUGUUUUUCAAAGCAAUGAUUCAUGUUCUAUUUAUAAAAGCUCUUCUGGGCCAAGUGUGAGAAAUAUGGUAAAUAUGUGGCAAACUCCACCUACCGCAAAAGAAACUUCUUACCAAUGUCUUUCAACCAGUGCAGAUAAACUGAAAGUUGGUGGGACGUCUGUGGCAACCUAUAGAUCUCAAUUACUGUCAAGAACUCAGUCCACGCCACCGACUUACACAAGUGCAAAUAGCAAUCUACACCAAAAUCCUUCAAUGUUAGUGCUGAAAUCUGCGUCUAAAGUGUCCACCAAUCCUUUCAUUGUUGCUGACAGUAGGAAUAACAAUGAUAAAGAAAAUACAAGUACAGAAAAUUCUGCAAAUUCAUCAUGGGAAAAUUUCCAUUGA